GAAAUAUCAGAUUACAAGAUAAAAGCAUCAUACAGACUUUAGGGCUUGGCAUUUAUCCAAGAAGGUAUUCGAAAGAAAUCAAGCAUCUCUAAACCGCAGCGAAAUUUUAUCCAACAUGAAGGCGGGAUUGUUUUGUUCGGUUUUCUUAGCAGUUUUACUUCAGAUGACACAGUCUGCUAGCGUCGCCACAUCGGCAGAUCGCACAGAAGUGAAUUCCAUCUCGGAUUGUCAGUCUUGUGAGUACAUCAUGAGAUUCAUUCGUUUUCAAACUCUAAAUCAAGCGCAAACUGUGGACGCAAUAACAGAGAAACUAAGAGGCCUUUUCAAGAUCAUCCCAUCUUUUCUACAGAAUGACGAAUACUUAACAAAUCUUGAGACGUAUGUGAAGAUGAUUAAGAACGGAGAUGAUCCGAAGAAUAUUUGCAAAUCUUUGUUAAAGUGUUCAAUCGAGAAUCUUAACCUCCCUCGUAUCACCGAAUGUGAGGUGUGCACGGCAGUAGUAGAUCUUAUCAAGUUUGAGUUAACAGUCAGUAAUGCUACACUUCAACUGAUUAUCAUAGCUGUUGAAGACCUGUGUGCCAUACUGGGUGAUGUUCCUGUUUACCAAGAGUGUAAAUUGAUUUUGAAGGAAAUCAAGCAGAUCAUUGAAUGGAUCGAACAGAAACUCACGCCAGAAGAUAUUUGCGAGCGGCUUGGAUUUUGUAACAAGACGAUAACCAGCCACGUUGAAACCCUCACCGAAAGCUAUGGAGUUAGCUCGAGGUCAUCCACCCUCGGGCUCUGCGAUAUGUGCAUGAUGGUAAUGAAUACUGUGGAUAAGUUCUUGGGAAAUUUCAUCAACACACUGGAUGAAAUUGAAGAUGAAUUGAAUGCAUAUUGUAGCGUCUUUGGAGUACUCGCUGAUCAGUGCAAAUCUGCGGUUGACAUGGUCAUUGACAAAUUGAAAAGAAAUGUAGAACACAUUGAAGGAAAGCUGGAUCCUUCCGCGACGUGCAAGAAAUUACAUCUCUGCCCCUCUUGAUGACUGAUGAGUUA
Dendronephthya gigantea is the source of this 1035-nucleotide messenger RNA. Its product is annotated as prosaposin-like. NCBI's taxonomy places the organism in Eukaryota, Metazoa, Cnidaria, Anthozoa, Malacalcyonacea, Nephtheidae. The coding region runs from base 116 to 1021 and encodes 301 amino acids. The transcript has 4 exons. The record is from RefSeq and is a predicted model, not a curated record.